Molecule: messenger RNA, 2644 nt
Organism: Drosophila bipectinata
Lineage: Eukaryota; Metazoa; Arthropoda; Insecta; Diptera; Drosophilidae
Gene: Ttd14
Product: TRPL translocation defect 14
Biological process (GO): photoreceptor cell maintenance
Molecular function (GO): phosphatidic acid binding; phosphatidylinositol binding; GTP binding
Source: RefSeq, a predicted model, not a curated record
CAACCUCCCGCCGAAUUAUUUUCAUUUUAUUCUCAGCUUGUGUAAUAUUCGGAUGCGGUGUCAACUUGAAGACAGAAUGCUGUUCCACCACAAAACCAAUAAACUUUGAUAUCUCCCAAUUCGGAUGCGGUAAACGGCUUCGAGUAAUUUCAUCUGAUGACCGAGACUUUGGUCAGUCAUUAGAGCGGACACCGUCGGACUUGGCCGUAGCAGAAGCCAGAGAGCAGUCUCCCGCGCAAUCAGUGGGAAUGAUUAUCGCUCGCCAGGGCACCUUUUGAACUGCAAAACGCGCGUGCUCCGAUCCCCCGGUGAUAGAACCUCAGGAAACCCCGUCGAGGAGGCGAAACACAAGGAGUAGCGAGUAGACACUCAUCGAGGAGUUGCUAUUUCGCAUCCAUAACCUAAAAAGGCACGUGCUGUGCGUAGAAGAGUUUUUGUUGGUUGGUUCCGCACCGAACGAGCACUUGCAACCGAAUCCUCUCAGAUUCACGUCCCGAAGAUGUCAACAGCAGCCGACCAGCUCGUGGCACCUGCCGCCCUCACAAACGGGCAACAGUCACUGGUUGUGGCAACAAGCAAUGGCCAAAAGGAGCAGAGGGAGCCACAACAGCAGAUUGAGAACAGCAAGUCCACCUCACCCAAGCCAGGAGCCAUGCCCAGCCUCAAGCUGAACAAGAUGCCAUCGGCGUCCUCCAAGGAGAAGCGUGUCUACAAAAUAGUCCUAACUGGCGGGCCCUGUGGCGGCAAGACGACUGGCCAGUCCCGCCUGUGCACCUUCUUCGAGAACCUUGGAUGGAAGGUAUUCCGCGUGCCUGAAACGGCCACUGUUUUACUCAGUGGCGGCGUCAAGUUCUCUGAUCUGACCGAGAAAGAGGACCCGCCCACGCCAACCACGUUCGUUUACAAAGAUCUGCCCUUCGCCGCUCCGGAGCACAGUCUCAUCGAUCUAACCGCAUCCUGUCCGCGCUGCUUGGCCAAGGCUGCAUCCCGGCCCAAUGGCAGCGAAGCGUACAAGUUCCAGGAGAACCUGAUCCGCACCAUGGUGCAAAUUGAGAACACCUACUUCGAGCUCGGCAACUCGAGCACCCGCAACUGUCUGAUAAUCUGCGAUCGCGGCGUCAUGGACGCCAGUGCAUAUAUCUCCAAGGACAAGUGGGAGAAAAUGAUGGCCGGCAACAAGUGGAAUCCCGUGGAGAUGCGCGACAAUCGUUACAACCAGAUUCUGCACUUGGUGUCGGCGGCCAACGGAGCCGAGGAUUUCUACUCCACAGAGGACCAUGCCUGCCGCUCGGAGGGCGUCGAUCUGGCCAGGGAACUCGACUACAAGUCGGCAGCCGCCUGGGUGGGCCAUCCCUACUUCGAUGUGAUUGACAACUCCACCAACUUCGAGACCAAGAUGAACCGAAUGAUCGAGUCUGUGUGCCAAAAACUGGGCAUCGAUAUUGGCGACCGUUUGCAAGCCACAUCCCGCAAACUGAAAUACUUGAUUGCCGUCCUGCCCCCAGACAACGCGUUCCCGCCCUUCCAGGACUUUGAUGUGGUGCAUCACUACCUGCAAUCGGCCGGGCCCAAGGUGCAGGCUCGCCUGCGGAAGCGCGGCCAGAAGAACCACUGGAGCUAUAUCCACACGCAGCGACGUCCCAAUGUCCAUGGCCAGGCCCGCAUCGAGGUGAAGACCCAACUGACGCAUCGCGACUACAUGAACCUGCUGGCCCAGCGCGACGAUGCCCACUUCACCAUCUACAAGAAGCGUCGUUGCUUCCUCAUCAACAACCAAUAUUUCCAGCUGGACAUCUACAAGGAGCCAGGACAUCCUCGCUGCAAGGGACUGGUGUUGCUGGAGACCUACUCCUCACUCACCGGCGAUGCCCUGAAGAACUGCAUGCCCAAGUUCCUGAACAUCGUGAAGGAGGUGACCGGCGACCCGGACUAUUCAAUGUUUAAUCUCUCGCUGAAAGAGGACUGGAGCACCACCAAAAAGUUCUGCCGCACGGCGACGCAUGUUACGGACGCCACUAAUGGAGUCUCGAGCACGCCGUUGGCCUGUCCCUGGCUCAACUGCCCCUGAAUCUCUUUUUGCACACGCAUAUAACACGGCAGAUGCAAUUAAAUAAGCAACAUCCAUGACCUGGCAACAAAAUGUACAAAAUCCAAAAUCAAGAAUUGUUAACACCAACCGGUCUGUCCCUGAACCACUACUUACACCCGAAUAUUGUUACUUAUUUGUGCGUACUUAGCACCCGGAAGGGGAAGAUGAAACCCGUAAACGAGAGGCCCAUGCGUCGAGUCUUUAGUUAAUAGUAAGCCAAUACCCGUACUUAUCACCCGGAAGCUGAAGAUGAAAGUAAUGGAACUCGAGUCUAUAGUGAAUAGUAAACCAACACCCGAACCGGAGGUCAAGAGCCCCACCCGUACUUAAUUUUAUUGUCAUGUUUUGCUCGUGUUAAUUUUGUAAGCCAUACUAAAUCAAGGGACACCAAAAACACGAUGUAUGUCCAUCCGUAGAUCCGCGAUAAGCAUUGUAUCGUUUUUGUGUCUUUGUGAGAAAUUGUGAACCCCCCUUCUUUUGAACUCUAAAACUGGGGCUAAUUUUAACUCUAACUCUAAGCUUAAAGUAAAUAAGAAUAAACUAAAAGACCACCAA